CAGAGCCAAUGACUGCCUUCAGGAUUUCAUGCGGUUGGCCAUUGUUGCAGGGCUCUCUAGUUGGGCUGCCCUGUAGGAAGCGAACCACCUAAGAGUGCCUACUGUUGCUGUUGAUGUUCUUCACAGGGCAUUCUAUGAUGUUAUCAGGAAAGACAUCCAGCAAACAGUAAGAGAAAGACCAUUUCAUUUUGACAUUAUUUCUUCCUGUGAUUCUAGUUAUGUUUUCCAACACCCUGCCUCUUGUUUCACCAUAAAAGAUGUACAAACUUCACACCAAAAGGGUAAAAGCUGCUGCUGGGCAGAUGUGGACUUCAAAUCUCUCCAAGAUCAGACACUCUCUUAAAAAUGUUUACCACAAAUGUAAGAUUUGGCACCCACAUCCAUCCUAUGACUGUGAUCAAGAUGACAUUAGUUCCAAUGAAGAAAUGAAUCUUACAAUAAUGCUUCAAGAUGUUAGAGCUGCCCAAAUUAAACUCCUCAGCCGAAUGACUGACGUUGCGGGUGCAACAUCAAAAAUCCAGGAAAAAAUUGACCGUUAUCAGAAGCAGAUGGAAGUAGUGGAAACCAGAAUUAAUGUUAAGGAAGACAAACAAUCCACAGCAACUAAAGAUAUCCUCUCCAUAAAAGAAGACAUUGAGGCUUUGACAAAGAAGGUAACAGAACUGGAAAACCGGAAUUCUUGCUCCAACAUACAUUGUUUAGAAGUUAUAGACAGGGAAAAGGGUAAAGAAAUCAUAGAAUUGCUUCACAAAUUCAUACAACCAGAAACUCUAAAGAACACAUCAGACUCUGAAAUUCCUUCAUCAGGACCAGAGAAAGUGUCCAGUUAUCCAAAGCAGACUGAUCAUCUUGGGGAAAAAACAAUUUCUCCCCAAAGUCAAACUCUAGAGCAAAAUAACCAUCAAAAUGUAUCCAGAAGGUUUAAAAAGGCAAAGUCAAAUAUUUACAUUUACCCAGACUUUGGUACAUGGAUCAAGCUAACUUUCGUUCAUGGAGGGAAGUGGACCUUCUUCCUCAGUGCCACCAACUUAGAAGAAUUCAUCCAGUGGCUUCUUUCAAGGCCACCCAUUCUUACUGAGGAGCCACAGUCCAUAACCCAGAAACCUUGCCCAUUCACUGGACCUAUUGUAAGCUUGACCACAAUCUGUCUUUCUGUUUUCAACUACAUUUACUGCCUUUUUGGUUUCUCGAAAGAAGAGAUAACUCGACUCUAGAGUUAUUUUCUCCUUUGCUUGGUAUGAAAUAAAUGUAACCUGGUUGUUCCAAGCAUUCACACA
This is a messenger RNA of Microcebus murinus (gray mouse lemur), 1277 nucleotides long. RefSeq names its product coiled-coil domain containing 54 (gene CCDC54). Lineage: Eukaryota; Metazoa; Chordata; Mammalia; Primates; Cheirogaleidae. The record is from RefSeq and is a predicted model, not a curated record.